CAAUAUUCUGAAGUUAGCCAGUCAGCCUGACUCUGUUAGCCUGUCAUGUAAAGCUGCUUGGUCCUGGAGGCGAACAGGGUCUUUUUACCUUGGUGUUUUUUGCAGACUUGGGAGACAGUUUGAUGAAUAUGGGGCAGAUUUUGCACCACUAAAGAACUCAGAGCCAUCAGAAAACCUCCAUCAGUGACCAAAGGAACCCAGCCAAAAGACCAAUAGAGGAGCAGGCAGGACUGGCCACAGUGAACUUUUUGAGCUCCUGGUCCUAGCGAUGGACAGUUGGACUCUCCAGGGGGACAGCUACUCCUUCAUGCGCAGUGCACCCCGCACAUUUUCCCUGUGCCAUCGUGAGGGUACCCCUAACCACGUUGAAAUCUUUGACAUCAUCAACAUCCCCACUCAGCGGAGCGUAAUCUCUGAGACCAACUGCCUGUGUGAAAUCUUUGGAGACGACUGUGAGUCAGCAUCUCUUUCAAGCAGUCCUGCCACGGGGCCCUUUGUCCCUUCCCAGACAGACGUGGAACAAAGAGCUGCUGCAUCACCGCAGGUGGAUGAUUUGAACGAUUCUUCUGGCAGCUAUCACACUGCGCCUGGUUCAAGUGAGGGAGAGGAGGGCUUUGAUGAUUCAAGAGAAAGGUAUUACAGCCCUGUCUGGCAAAAAGAGUCUUUAGAUGGGAGGCAGUCAGAUGAAAAAGGACUAAACUCAGAACAUCCACCUGUUUCUGAGGAUAGCAUUUUAAAUUUUGAGACAAAAAGCACAACCCCAGUAGCACUUCAGCAUAAUACAAGCACCCCAUUAUCAGUCACCCCAUCGUCCCAAGGCUUCAACAGUGGUGAGACGACACCAUCUCCUGGAUAUACCAGCCCCAGUACCUUCAAUCCAGAAGGAAGGCUGUCAUCUUCUUCUUCAGCUGAAAAUAGACUUUCACCUUUAUCACCUGGUGUUCAGGAAGUCCACACAGAAACUGAACCCAGAGCAAUAACCCCUUCAUUCAAAGACAGAAAGAGUGGUCCAUCAAUUCAGUCUUUGGGUCAUUCACUUCCGCAAGAUUUGUUUGAGCUGGGAGCCAGCCAGUUAAAUCAAAACAGCAGUUCAUCUCCCGAGACCCACAGCCUAUUUUCUCAGGAUUAUAUAGACAUUAAAUCUACAAACAACUUUUCAUCUUCCAUACCCUGUGGUUUAUAUUCAGAAUCUCCCUCAGAAGGACAGCAAGUCUCCCCUGAGCUCAGAAAUAGUUCUUCUUCCCCCACCACUCAAACAUCAUCUCCUUUCUCUGAGUUAAGAGGGAGGGUCUAUGUACCUGAUCUCUUUAGCAGAGGGUCAACACCUGAUAUAAAAGAUUCUACCCCCACCACUGAACUUUUUUCAGACAUUUCUAUUGCUGGAAGAGACACCACAACUUCUCCUCAGAGCCAGACCACAGGAUUAUCAACUGGACCAGACAGAUCUGUUUCCACACCUGACCCUCGGUAUACACCCCCUUCUCCUGUUAUUUUAGCAGCCACAUUUCCUGAGUUUGUAGAGGAUACAGUUUCAGCUGAAAUAAGGACCACAAGAGCCUCUUCUCACUUGGUUAGUCCUGCCUUUCCAGCCAACACUGGGUCAAAAAGUCCAUCCCCUGCUCCCUCACCUACAAUACAAAACAAUUCAACACUUUCUGAGAUCAGUAGUCCGGUGCCUUCAUCUGUGGUUAGUAAUAGUUUAUCUCCAUCACCUGGAGUGCAGCAGAACAGCUCACCUUUAGAGGAAGGAUACACUACACCAUCACCUGAGAUAAGGAUUGUAUCCUUCUCUCCAGAGCUCAGUAGGAAAGCGCAACACUCUCAAGUAACUCCAUCUCCUGCACUAGAGCAGAACAACUCACCUUUAGAGGAAAUAUGCACUUCUCCAUCACCUGAGAUAGCUAUUGUUGCAUCCUCUUCAAUUCUCCUUAGGAAAGAGCAGCCCUUUCAAGCAAAUGCAGUAUCAGAGUCUCCUCUCUUAGAGUCAAACUUUGGUUCUUCCAUACCAAGAAGCUUCACUUCCUCCCCAUAUAUUGCAGGAUUCUCCUAUUCUGUUGUUCAGCCCGAGGAAAGGACCGGUUCUCCAUUUCCUGAACUUUCUCAUAUCUCCGCAACAGAGUCAAACUUGUUUAUUGUGUCCUCUGAGUUUGGUAAAGUCAGUGUAGACACUAGUGUAGGAGAGUCCACUGGUAGCCAAAGAAAUUCACCUAAUUUCUCAGACAUCAAAAGUUCUGCCUCACUGUCUCAGCCCAGAGACCAAACACCUUCUCCUCAGCCAAACUAUCUCACGCCUUCACCUGAACCAAGAUAUCAAACCCAAUCACCAGACGAGUUUCAAAGCCCUUCGUCUCAGCCCAAGCAUCCAUCACCUGAAACUCCAUUUCCAGGGCAGAGAUACCAGCAAUCACCAACAGCACUUUCAACAGAAUUUAUCCCCCUGCAUCUAAAACACGUUAAUAUAAGAAGUCCAUCUGAGUUUCUGACAGAUUCUAUUACUGCAGGUAUCACAGAAAUACCAUCACCUCCACAUCUGGGAGCAGUGACAUCUUCAUUUGAAUUAGAAAGGAGAGAGGAAACAGGAGCUGUUGAAUUUAAAAGUAACUCAUCAGUGGUGGACGUUUGUACAGGUAUAUCGGCCUUAUCAGAUAAAAAUUCACACAACUCACAGAUACAACACAUCACAGAAAGAGAAGAAGCAAAAAAGGAAGAAUACUGUCAAGAAAGUUCAAGUGUGGUCAUCUCCACUCAAGAAAAACGCAACACUCAUACCCCCUUUUCUGAGGAAGAAGAAAUCAAGUCUACUUCCUGCGAUAUUAGAAGCCACACAGCUGUUCACAGAGCUGCAUCUAAGGAACCUGUGCAACGACAAGAACCUCUCCAUCCUAUGGUCCCUUCCCACUCCCUGAAUUUUGACCGUGAUAUUUAUCCACCAAAUUGUACUUGCACACCUCAGAACUCAAGAAGACAGCUGUUACCCAAAGUUAUAAAAGACGACAGAGAGAGGUUUGCAGGGGACAUGUCCCGUCAUGUAAACAGACGGCGUACUCCUUCUCCACCUCUCACUAGAUUUACACCUGUUCACAUUAUAGCCCCUCAGAAACCACAAAGAAAGUGGCAGAACAGAAGCAAAAGCCCCUCUCAAGUUUUAGCAUCCUCACUGAAUGGUAACUUAAAGGAAGCAACAACAAAUAGGGAAAGCCCCAAUGUUGAGCCUGUUUACAAUAAUAGCCAGGCCUACAGGGUCAGAAUUGGAAAGCAAUUGGAGAUGGACAGGGAAAUGCCAGUGGAGCAGGAGAGGGAUGUAGGUAUGGAGAGCCAAAUGGAUAGGGAGAUAGACAGAGAGAGAAGGAGGGAGGAGCAAGCUCCUGAAAGAGGGGAGGGGUGGCAGGGGGUUGCCAGUUACAGAGGGGAACAGGUUGAGCUGUCAUUCAAUGCCAGGAAUAGAAAAGGACCUGUGAGUCGCAGUGCAGCUCCCACAACCAGAGAGACCCGCCAGGGACUGCCAACGGCACAUUCUUAUUCAGAGAGUCUCCUUGCGACAAGGCAGCUACACCAACAACAGAGUCUGCUUAAACUUGCAGCACAGCCAGAGCCCAGUGGUUGCACCGGCAGCAGAAGACUUAGACCUCCCACAUCCCAGGACAGGAGAAGUGCGCCUCGAUGUGUGGCCACAAACAGGUCGUGUCAGAGCUCCAGCUCCAGUAUGGGUAGUGAACUUGAUGAAGCAGACCACGAGGUGAAGUGGCUUACAGAUGUGGCUUUCCGCAGCUUGUCAAGUCCUGAAGUAGAUUACCUCGAAAUGUACAACUCCAGCCACUGUUCAUCUACAAACAUUUCUCAACCAUCUACCCACGGCAGCCCAGCUGGGGUUAAUGCUGCCUGCCUGUCCUACGUUGACUUCAGAGGUUCUGCGUCAAAGCUCAACCUUGAUGAACUUUCCUCUCAAAAGCAAUAUUCUCAUAGUUUAAAUGGCCUAGAUCCGUUUAGAAGAUGUGAGUUAGGAAGCUUUGAAUGCAUAGAUGUUGCUGUGGAAAGAGAGGACUGCAGAAACGUGAGAAGAGGAGUGCCCAAAAGACAGAUCCAGCUAAAGAGAAGAACUAAUACAGAAGGGAAGCAGGAUGAGAGCAGUGAAAAUAGCAGUCCUGGGCUACCAAUGAUGCUGGAAAGCCCCUCUCACGAGACUCACCCAAGAGGGACCUUUGUGAGACAACACAGUACACCUGCAGCAAUGCAAAAAACUCCCCCUUCUGAGAGCAGCUCUGAGCUCUCUUUGGAAAAGGAAAGACAGUCCAAACUCCAGAAAUCUGCUUCUAUGGACGAGACAUGCUCUAAAACUAAGAUUGCUUCAUGCCUCAUCAAGAGUGUGUUGUCAAAGAAGAUGCAAAGUGGUGACAGACAGCCAGAUGAGCAAGCAACUGAAGAAGUGAGCCCACCAACAGAGAGUGAGAUGGCACCUUCUAAAGAGUCACUGAAAUUUGACUCUAGUAAUCUGAGUUCAAUUCUUCAGUCAGAUCAGAGCCUUUCAUCUGAGCAACUUUCAUUGAGGGGAGAAUCAGACAUGAAGGAUCAAGCCACCCUGUCCAAGGACUAUGGAGUGAAAUCUAGUUAUAGGCCAAGUUCAUCCAGCAGUGGCAGAGGUGUUACCUUUUCUCAGACUGACAACGAAGAAACUGAUUCCCAAACUAGAAGUACUAAAUCGUCAGGUGCAGAGAUGAAACCCAAAUUCAAUGUACCUUUUGAAAGUAAAAGAGGUGGUUUACAGUGCUGGAAAACACAUGAAAGGGUGGUAGCUGAAUCAGUAAGAGCUCCUGCUUGGGACACAGGAGCUCCCACAGCACAUGCUGCCAGCAACAUGCAGGCAAGAGUGACAAACAGAGACCAGGAAUGUGAAAACAAACAGCAACAAAGACAACUGCUGCAGGAAGACAAGAAUGACUACACAUCUAAAACACAGGAGAUCACUCUCAAAGCUGUGGAAAAGAAGAAGGCCUCACUAAAUGUCUGUCUCACACCAGAGACAGAAAGCAAAUCCUUUCCAUCAGUUGCAUCUGCCAGAGAGCAGGAAGAAAAGACUGAGACCAAAGCGGAAGACAAAAUACAGGAUGAAGGGCAAGAGGAUGACAAAGUUAAGGUUCCCAUUCACAAAGUUAGAGAUGUAAGGCGGCUUGUAAAAAAUACGUAUAACCUGUCCUUCAAGGCAGUUAGUCCUGUUAACCAACCAGUUGUCAAUGAAGAAAACUGCAAUGAGGAAACAAGGCAGGAGGCGUCAGUAGAGGAGGAAAGAAAUGUAUCACAGGAGGUAAGCAGAAAAGAGAUGAGAGAGGAAAGGGAAGAACUCAGGAUGGAGAAAACACAUGAAGAUAAAGAGGAGGCAAAAGAUUCAAAGACUCCAAUAUUACUUCAUUCAGCGCAGAACAAAAUAAAUUCUCCGUCUGGUCCACAACCAAUGCAAAUCGAAUACAAGGCUGUCUGCUGGAAAGAUGACAAACAUAAAAUGUCAAGCAACAAGAAAGACUUGGGUGAUAAACCCAGAGGCUCCUCAGCGUCUUCCCCAGAUGCAAACUCAAUAGCAAGCACACUGAAACACACAAUGGAAGAGAAGAUGGCCCAAAAGCUAGAUGAAUGUGAUAUCAGCAUCUCAGCAGAAAAGGAAGAGACUGUCACAGAAAUCCUUAAAGUGCCAAAGAGUGAGGACAUACCCAACAUGCUUGGAUGCCUCCCUAAACUGCCAAGUAAGGAGAGAGAAGUGUCCACUGCUGUAGUUUUAAUAAGAGAGAGGUCAAAUAAAUCCAACAUGUCUGCAUCUUUAACCCAUGAGGAGACUUCUGCUCAAAUCAAAGCUCCUGCUUCUCUCUCACCGGGGCCCUCUGUCUCUGGCGGUGCAUCUGGUGGAAGUGGUGGCCACUCAGUUUCAAUGCUUUUAAAGGAGAAAGGUUAUCAAGCUGACAUUGGAGCAGUGGUGGGCGACAGUCAGAACUCCGCUGGGGCUAACGCAGUUCCCUGUAAGCAUGUGAACUCUCUGGAGAUCCCUCUUCAGACCAUCCCUCUUUCAGAAAGGGGUUUUCCUGAAUCUCAAAGAGUGAGAACAUUCUCCUCCUCAUCUGCCACCUCUGGCACCUCAGCAAUGACAGAAAGUGUAGACAUUCUUAAAAAGCCCAUAGAAAAGGAGGGAGUUAGCAUUAAGCCUCCAAAAAAAGAAACUGAAACAACAAAAAGAGACACUCAGGAGCAAGCACCAGUACCCACCAAACAAAAAGACACCAUAGGAGAUUUUGAAGCAGUCAAAAGACUAGAUCCCACUUUCCCCCCAAGGUCCCCUGCUGCACGGAGAUUCAAACCACAGCCAGGUGAGACCAGGUCACCAUCAAAAGAAACUGAGAAAAAAGAAAUCCCCACACCAUCUUUGGGAAACCAUAGACCUCAAAUGAUUGAAGUGAAAUCUAUAGCUAAAAACGCUCAAAAACCAGUGGUGCCUCCAAAACCAAGCUGCAAAUUUAAGCCUGGAGAUUUAGGAAACGUGGUAAAUGAAGCACAGAGAACCGCAGCAACCUCAUCUGCUGGAAAACAACGAACUGAGGAGAGACCUCAGACAAUUAUUGUGAGCUCGCCUACAGUCUACAGGAAGAUUUCCAGUGAGUCUGUUUCAGCAUCAAGAAAACUUGCUGUAUCUGCUGUGUCAAGCCUUAAACCACCACCCCACAGAACAGCAGCCACUGUCUCCAGUCUCUCUAACAUUUCAACAGCAUCUUCAGACACAGAGGCAGUUACUGAGAGAGGUCAGCACCAACAAUCUGCAUCUCCUCAAAGCUCCAUGCAUGCACACAAACCUGGAUCCCUAACUACAACAUCAGACACUGGUUUAGGUGUAGCCCCGCGACUUGUUCCAAAACCAAAUCCAAACCAAAACACUGGAUCUACCCUACCUGAAGCCGACCAGUCGACUUCAGUAGAUCCAGACGGUCAACUGCAGUAUUCCAGGGUGACAUGUGUUCAUGAGCAAACUAUGCCUGUAACUUCUAACAAUGUAAAACAACUGCCUUCUGUUUCCACAACACAAAGGAACAUUCGUCAACCAUACAGUAAAACAGUCUCAAGUGAGCAUGUUCAGAGGAUCGAUGAGCAACAUUUUUAUGCCUCAGAUGACCCACCAAGCUAUGAUGAAAGAGAGAGCUUUAGUCCACUCUUGCUCCCCGAUUUGACUUCAGUCAGGUUAAAUCAGUAUCAACCUUCAUCCCAUCCUCCCUGUUCCUGUACAACUGGCUACCCCUCUCACUAUGGUCCUACCUCUUCUCACCAUCACUGCAGCCCCCAUAACCUCACUCCACCUGGCCCGCCACACUCCCCAGGCCCGGCAUUACCUUACCAAGUGGCUCAGCCCCCUCUCCAACCCCACCACUUUAGACCUGAACCUCAGCCAAUGGGUUACCAACCAAGAUCUCCCAAAUCAACCCCUCUUGGCACAAACCAACCAUCCUCAAUGUACCAGGCUCACCAUCACUCUGCUGCCUGCACUUCCCAUCCCUCACUCAUUCAGGCCUGCUCUGUUGAUCGCUCACUGCCACCACAGCAGCAUAUUGGACCUCGACGGCCGCCUGUCCACAGGUCUCCCCAUCAGCAGCCACCAAGCCUAACCGGGGCUCCUUACAGCGAUCCAGGACACAAUCACUCUCCUGGCCUACCUCCUAUGGAUCCUCAAUACCUAUGUGGCCCCCAAAGCAUGGGGCCCUCCUAUGGUUCAGAUUACGGUGCCGAUAGCUCUAGUCUAUAUUCAGAAAGUAGCUAUGCACAUCCACCACGUAGAGUGCUCCUGGAUCCUGAAACAGGAAAGUAUUUUUAUAUUGAGGUGCCUGUGCAGCCUCUUAGGAAAAUGUUGUUUGACCCAGAGACUGGCCAGUAUGUGGAAGUGCUCAUCCCGCAGCAAGCAAUGUCACAUUCAGGCCUGUAUCCUCCCGCUGCAGCCCCGUUCCCACCUCUCCACAACCCCAACAUUUAUGCCCCAGCUACUCAGUAUAUGCCCUGUGCUGCUCCUCCUCCAUUAGCCCACCCUCAGACUCAGUCUCAACCAGCCCAGUAUUCCGAGGCCUCUGCUGCACCUCCAAUGCAUCCAGGUGGGGUAAGCUACAGGAAUGCAUCAGGACAGGGAUCUAAGACAGAGCCCAAAAACCACCCACCAUUGGACCAAAGGUACCUGGAGAAUAUGUAUUAUGUCCCAAGUAUGAUAAAUGCAAGCCCAAAUACCACCCCACCUGACUAUUACCACAGGCAUCCUUCUAACUUACCCCCGACUGGGGGGAAAAGGUCCUGAAAUAGAGGGAAGAGGCCGCCUUCCUGGAGCCUGUAGAGUUUAAAAUACACUGUGUAUAAAUGUUGUACCUAAUGUUAGUUUGAUGUUAUUUGAGUUUUAACAUUACUACAGAAGAAAGCAAAUCUUUGGUUGUUGUUUAUUUGCUGAUGCUGCCAUAUUUUUUGCUGAGCUGCUUUUACAAAAAGAUUUUUAGGUUGGUGGCCUUGAAAAUACAUUUUGUGGGGAUUUUCUAUGAGUCGCUCUAUAGACUAUUAUCUAAACUUUUAUAUGUAAAGUGAUGCACUGGAGCAUGACAUCUGUUGGUUUAUUGAUUUACUGAUGUGUUUUUCCUCUGUUAAUGGCCGCAGACACUUGAAAAUGCAAUAUGAAAAGACUUGAUAUUUAUAUUAAUAAUGCAUCAACAUGGGUUGAGUGAGUUGUUGGGAUGUUUUCAACUCAAUGCAGCACUUUCAAUAAAAUUUCAAAUUCA
Molecule: messenger RNA, 8774 nt
Organism: Girardinichthys multiradiatus
Lineage: Eukaryota; Metazoa; Chordata; Actinopteri; Cyprinodontiformes; Goodeidae
Exons: 2
Coding region: 269-8305 (2678 amino acids)
Cellular component (GO): nucleoplasm
Source: RefSeq, a predicted model, not a curated record